AUGAGCGGGGACAAUUUCUCCGGCGGGUUCCGCGAGGGGGGCCGCCGCCCCGCCCUCGGCGACGUCACCAAUCGGCCCGCGAAGAGGGGGUUCUCGCUCGUCUUCGACGAUCCGGGAGCGAAGUCUCGAGACGGGCGGGGUACAUGUAGAGUAGUAGACGGGGGAGGAGGGGAUGCGGCGUUCGCGAAGCGGGUGCGUUUGGGAGUUGAGAAUUCGGUGAAGGAGAAAUGCACUACGGGACACGAAGCGGACGACCUUAAGAAGGGUACUUCUGUUCCUUCGUCCAAGGACAAGAAGGCUCGUGGUUCGUCCCCUGUGCGUGACAAGUUCAGUAGUGCCGGCGAUAAUUCGUUUUCUGCUGCUGUUCAUAACCUGCCGAGUAGAUCCCAGGAAACAUUAAAUGCUUCGCACAGCGGUCCUAUGGUUUCGGGGAUUGAAAUGAACGCACGAGAUGUAUUGGAAGUGGGCGAUGUAUCAAGGGAUAGUUGUAUGUCGAUUGUUUCGAGUAUGAGCAGUCAAGCCGGUGGGAAAAGCUCUGACGGGCUCAAGGUGCGCGACGAGCGUGCAGAUAUUGUAGAGGAAGUUGACGCCAAUCCAAUUAGAGAAAGCACCGCACAAGGUCCCGUUACUCAGGCUCUUAGCAAUUUAGACGAGGGCCUCAGAAUCGGGAAAUUAGCAUCAAACCGAUCUGGCUCUAUUGAGUGGUCGAGGUUGCCUAACUCACAGGGUCUCAAAAACUUCGAAUUGAUAAGAUGCCAAGCUUCGGAGGGAAAUGGCAGCGACAAUUUGUGUGCCGAGGAGGACCUGCUCAAAAGUUGUUCUUGUUCUUUUUGUUUGAAAGCUGCUCAUAUGUGGUCAGACCUUCACUACCAAGACAUCAAGGGUCGAAUAGCUGAUAAAAUUGACAAAAGCCAUGUUAUCCAUCCUUCAGCAGUGGGCAAGAGUCGAAAAGAAGCUAGCACUUUGGUUCAGAAAACUGGUACGGCAAAGGAUGUUAAUCAUGUCCCAGGAAACUCAAAUAAGUCUCCAAAUCUGGAGUAUGCUCUCAUGAAUCAAUGGAGGUCGCUCUUUCUGCACAUGGAGGACGUACUAGUCCAUGAAGGCCGCGAACUCCAAAGUAGUUAUUGUGAGCUCAGGGAUAUGAGAGAAAAAUGCAAGAUGGAUCUGGAGUUGACGAACAAUAUGCCUUCAAAUAGAAACUAGAGUUGCAUCGGUUUCGCUGUUGGAAUCUUUUGUACUCAAGACUACUUCCAAGCUUGUGAAGGUGAAAUUACAUGCAUUCCUUUUUGCAUAUACUUGCUCGCGCGACACCGCCUUCUGUGCAAUCCAAUGUUGUAGUCCAUGGAUCUUUCCCUUCCCGUUCCUUUCAUGAGGUGCCUGGAAUCUCUUUGCUAGUUUUCUCAUUCAGGGUUUUACUUGGCUGUGAUUUUUUCGUCCUGCUUGUUGCCAGUACAAGUCAGAAGAUUGUAUUGCUUGAGAAAAUGUAUUGUUUUUCCUUACUAGUCAAUGAAUCAAGCCCCUGAUUUGAAAAUAAAGAGCUGUCGAGCGUAUAAAAUUGCGGCGAUAUGGUUUACAUAGA
Messenger RNA from Syzygium oleosum, 1579 nucleotides. RefSeq lists its product as uncharacterized. The transcript has 4 exons. The record is from RefSeq and is a predicted model, not a curated record. Bases 1 to 1203 code for a protein of 400 amino acids. NCBI's taxonomy places the organism in Eukaryota, Viridiplantae, Streptophyta, Magnoliopsida, Myrtales, Myrtaceae.